Molecule: messenger RNA, 2472 nt
Organism: Stegodyphus dumicola
Lineage: Eukaryota; Metazoa; Arthropoda; Arachnida; Araneae; Eresidae
Gene: Ctl1
Product: choline transporter-like protein 1
Biological process (GO): transmembrane transport
Cellular component (GO): membrane
Molecular function (GO): transmembrane transporter activity
Source: RefSeq, a predicted model, not a curated record
GUCAGUUUCUAUGAAUUUUCGCUGAUUCUAUAUUUAAAUGUUUUGCCAUUGCUGUACACUGAUUCGUAGUUUCCGGAAUGUGUCACUUUAAAAGUAUCACUUAUUUCUGUAGUAGAUAUUAUUCAUAUCAAAGUAACAAAACAUAACUUUGUUUGAUGUGUACGUUAUUGAUAUAACAAACAUGUCGUUUUGCUGUGGAGAAACGAAGAGAGAAUCGAGUGAAAAAAAGGCCAGAGAAUGCACAGACAUUUUAUGUUUAGCCAUAUUUUGUAUAUUUUGGGGCCUGCUGAUAUUUAUUGCUGCUUUUGCAUUUGUAAUCGGUGAUCCUACACGUCUGGCAUAUGGGCAAGAUAGUUUCGGUAACACUUGCGGAAUGAAAAAUGAAGAAUUGGGUAAUAUGACGUUUUCGGGUAUGGAUAUGACAGAUCGGCCGUACCUGUUUUUCUUAAAUAUGACAAAUUUACACCAGUCGCUAAAGAUAUGUGUCAAAGAAUGUCCGAGGCAUACACUCUACAAUGAAAAAGAUAUUAGAGAUUUUGAAAUUACAACUGGUGCGCGGUUAUGCCGUUACGAUAUUGCUCAGUUCAUGGAAAGAAGUGCCUUGUAUCCCACAAUAAGAAACGAAACGAUUGACAGAUUCUUUUUACAUGUUGAAGAAAAGAACGGACAUUAUGCCUGUCCUAUUCCACCAGUUUAUGGCACAAAGGCUCUUUUCAACCGCUGUAUUCCUUUACCAGUAGCUAAUCUAGCUGCUGAUAUAAUGUAUAGCAUUUAUGCUUAUUUAAACAGUUUUGAUACCAUUCAGCAAGUUGUGAGUGAUAUCUAUGCAGGAAGAUAUGAAAUUCUUGGCAUGAUGGGUUUGGCUCUAAUUUUAUCUUUUGUGAUGGCUUUUACAAUUCAUUGUUUGGCAUCAUUUGUUUCAUGGAUUAUCAUGAUUGUGGCAAGUAUAGCAUCUGUUGCUGGAACGUGUGUUUUAUGGUGGACUUACAUUGACAUUAAAUGGCAGCUAGAUUCUACACCUGGAAACCAAUUAUUAUCAGAAUCGGCUCAGAAUGAAAGAUCUUUUCUUGUAUAUUCCAUACUGGCAACUAUUUUUACGCUAAUACUACUCCUGAUUGUUCUUGUUUUGAGAAAAAGAGUUCACGUGGUGGUGAAACUUUUUGAAGAAUCUGGCCGUUGCAUCAGGAGUAUGCCACUACUUUUGUUCCAACCAUUAUGGACAUUUCUUGCUCUCAUUCUGUUCUUUGUAUACUGGGUGGGGGUGCUCGUUACAUUAGCAACGGCUUACUAUCCGGUGAAAAAUGAAGUUCAGAACCCACUGCAUCUUGCCUUACCUUCAUCGUUACCAAUGAACAUUACAGAGACAUUGGAAAUUAUGCCAUCAGAGCAAGAAGAGCUAUUAAAUAAAGCAUUUACUCUUGUCAGCUUUAAGGAAAGUUCUUGGGUACAGUAUAUGUGGUGGUACCACAUUAUUGCCUUAGUAUGGACAAGUGAAUUUAUUUUAGGGUGUCAGCAAAUGGUUAUUGCGGGAGCAGUCGCAACGUGGUACUUCUCACGAGAUAAAAGCAAAGUUUCGUGUCCUAUCGGAAAAUCGGCUUACCGUCUUUUCCUUUAUCACUUGGGAUCGGUUGCUUUGGGCUCUUUUUUAAUUACUUUAUUCAAGAUUCCACGUAUAGUUCUUACUUAUGUAAUAGGUAAAAUGCGGAAACAUCAAGAAUUUAAGUGCGUGGCUUGGUGUUUAAAAUGCUGCACCUGCUGCUUGUGGUGCAUGGAAAAAUGCAUUCGGUAUUUGAAUCAUAAUGCUUAUACUGUGAUUGCAAUACAGGGAGAAAGUUUUUGUCCUGCAGCUAGAGAAGCAUUUGAUAUUUUGGUAUCAAAUGCCUUACAAGUGGCAACUAUCAACAGUGUGGGGGAUUUCAUCCUUUUCUUAGGAAAGUGUGGUGUGACGGCAAUUACCGCAUUUGUUGGGGUACUUAUAAUGAAAAAUAACUCUGAACUGCAUUUUUAUGCAGUGCCUGUACUUCUAAUAAGUAUAUUUUCAUAUUUCAUAGCACAUUGUGCUCUCUCUGUGUACGAAAUGGUCAUCGAUACAUUAUUUUUGUGUUGUUGUGAGGAUAUUUUAAGAAAUGAUGGUUCAAAAGAGAAACCUUAUUUUGGUGGUAGUUUAGUUCGUUAUUUGAAAGGAAAUGAAGGCGGUCAGCCUUUACAACCGCUCAAUAGAGUGGCAGGUGACGCAUCGGAGACGGAUUAGAUAAGCUUGCAAGUGUACUUACUUUAUUUUCCUGGAUUUGUAUAUUUUCUUAUAGAAAGAAGAGUAUUAUUUUGAGACUGCACAAGAUUUUGUGAUACUUGAAUUGGUACUACUUUGGUAGACGGUUGCACGGAUUUUUGGGCGAUUUACGUUGGCACGAUUUUUACAAAUGUAAGCCAUCUUGAAAAACGCUGUUUUCACGCAUAAUAAAGUAUUCGAAA